UCGCUCGGCGUUGUCCGUGAAGUAUCCUGAAUGCGUUGUUUUGUCGUGACAACCGGCCCGAUGUACCGAGAAAAGGCGUUGUUCGGUUUAAAGACAUUUUGGUGAAUGAAUUCACUGAACUCCCAGUUCGGUGCUGUGGGAUUGUUUCCUCAACAAAACAGCACCAUGCGAGAUGUUCACCUGAGUAAUGAGACGUGCUGGAUCGGGUCUGUGGUCAGGCUGUGGUGCGGCUCUGAGUCUGCAGUAUGUUUGGUCAGUGGAAAUCAAACACUGUUUGAAACACACCUCGACAACAGCACCCAAACAACAGAAAUCGAGACUCAUCAGACCAGGCAACAUUUUUCCAGUCUUCAACUGUCCAAUUUUGACUUACAGACAAACAGUACCUACAACCCGUGGCUGGGCCUGAUUCUGGCCCUGCUGUCCGCCUUCCUGAUUGGUGGGAGCGUCAUUCUAAAGAAGAAAGCUCUCCUUCGAUUGGCCCGCAAUGGACACACGAGAGCAGGUGAUGGAGGUCAUGGCUACCUAAAGGACUGGCUGUGGUGGGGAGGCCUGUUAACCAUGGGAGCAGGGGAGGGCUGCAACUUUGCCGCCUACAUGUGUGCUCCGGCGACACUGGUGACUCCGCUGGGCGCUCUGAGCGUCCUCAUCAGUGCAGUUCUGUCCUCCCACCUGCUGGGGGAGGUAUUGAACGUAGUGGGGAAGCUCGGCUGUCUGCUGUGUGUGCUGGGAAGCAUCUUGUUGGUUCUCCAUGCCCCACAGGAACAGGAAGUGACAUCACUACAUGACAUGACCAAUAAGUUGCUGAAACCUGGUUUCCUGGUGUACAUGUCGGCGGUGUUGCUGCUGUGUGCGGUGCUCAUGGGGUAUUUCUCUCCUCGGGUCGGUCGCUCUAACAUCCUCGUGUACAUCAGCAUCUGCUCAUUGCUCGGAGCCUUCACCGUCUCCUCCGUGAAGGGCCUCGCCAUCGCCAUCAACACCUUGUUUUAUGAUAUCUCAGUACUUGCUAGUCCUCUCACCUGGAUCCUGCUGUUUACUCUCAUCGUCUCCAUAAUAACACAGGUGAACUACCUGAACAAGUCUCUGGACACCUUCAACACCCUGAUGGUCUACCCCAUCUACUAUGUCCUCUUCACCACCGUGGUUCUGUCCACCUCCAUAAUCCUCUUCCAGGAGUGGAGGAGCAUGGCGGCCGUGGACGUGGUCACGACGCUGGGAUCUUUCCUGGUCAUCGUGGUGGGCGUGACCAUGCUCCACCUCUUCAAAGACCUGCAGGUGACGAUGAGACAGCUGACCAAUCAGCUAUCUCUGCCAGUGGAGAGGGAGGGGCUUGCAGAGGAGCUUUCAGCCAAUGGACGAGCAGGAGGGAUAGGAGGAAGAGGGAAUAUAAAAGAGGAUAAAUAUGGACUGAUGGACAACAUAGUGAUAGAGAGUCUGCCUCCUAUGAGAGAGGAGGGACCGAGAGUCUUCAUCAUUAGCUGAAAGAGACAGAAGAAAGACGGAGACACAGCUUUGUGUUUCCUUUCUGGACUGGUCAGUGCUGUAGUCCUCUCUCUGACUGAUAUUCUUUUUUUUUUAAGUCCGAGCCUCUUGUUUGUUACAGUUAACCCUGAACACACUGUGCAAGUCCUGGAGAUAAAUCUGAGGGAAAAUCUGACCCCAUUUACACGUCCUCACUUUAUGCAUCAUCGGCAGAUUGGAGAACUACUGGAUAUCCAAAAAGCUAAAUGUAAAUAUAUCCACAAAGCUUUCAGGACAGAUUACAAUCUACAAACAAAUUACUACACAGAGAAUUAGAACAACAAAGGGACAAACAAUAUCUACAAGGAGACAAAAUGACCACAAAAGAUACAAAGCGACUAGAAAAAUAAUUUAAAUAACCACAAAUACACAUAAAAUGACAACAGAGAUGCAAACUGAGACCAAUAGGUGCAAAAUGACAACAAAAUGGUUACAAAGAUAUGAAAAAUGAUCACAAACUGAUGAAAAACGACCACUGAUGCAAAACGACUACAAACUGAUGCAAAACGACUACAGAAAGAUGCAAAACAACUACAAACUGAUGAAAAACGACCACUGAUACAAAACGACUACAAACUGAUGCAAAAUGACUACAAACUGAUGCAAAAUGACUACAAACUGAUGAAAAACGACCACUGAUGCAAAAUGACUACAAACUGAUGCAAAAUGACCACAAACUGAUGAAAAACGACCACUGAUACAAAACGACUACAAACUGAUGCAAAAUGACUACAAACUGAUGCAAAAUGACUACAAACUGAUGCAAAACAACUACAAACUGAUGAAAAACGACCACUGAUACAAAACGACUACAAACUGAUGCAAAAUGACCACAAACUGAUGAAAAACGACCACUGAUGCAAAAUGACUACAAACUAAUGUAAAAUGACCACAAACUGAUGAAAAACGACCACUGAUGCAUAAUGACCACAAACUGAUGUAAAAUGACUACAAACUGAUGAAAAAUGACUACAAACUGAUGCAAAACAACUACAAACUGAUGAAAAACGACCACUGAUGCAAAAUGACUACAAACUGAUGCAAAAUGACCACAAACUGAUGAAAAACGACCACUGAUGCAAAAUGACUACAAACUAAUGUAAAAUGACCACAAACUGAUGAAAAACGACCACUGAUGCAUAAUGACCACAAACUGAUGUAAAAUGACUACAAACUGAUGAAAAACGACCACUGAUGCAUAAUGACCACAAACUGAUGCAAAAUGACUACAAACUGAUGAAAAACGACCACUGAUGCAAAAUGACUACAAACUGAUGAAAAACGACCACUGAUGCAAAAUGACCACAAACUGAUGAAAAACGACCACUGAUGCAAAAUGACUACAAACUAAUGUAAAAUGACCACAAACUGAUGAAAAACGACCACUGAUGCAUAAUGACCACAAACUGAUGUAAAAUGACUACAAACUAAUGUAAAAUGACCACAAACUGAUGAAAAACGACCACUGAUGCAAAAUGACUACAAACUAAUGUAAAAUGACCACAAACUGAUGAAAAACGACCACUGAUGCAUAAUGACCACAAACUGAUGCAAAACGACUACAAACUAAUACAUAAUGACUACAAACUGAUGCAAAAUGACUACAAACUAAUACAUAAUGACCACAAACUGAUGUAAAAUGACUACAAAAAGAUGCAAAAUGACUGCAAACUGAUGCGAAACAACUACAAAAACAUGCAAAACAACUACAAAUAGAUGCAACGCGACUACAAACUGAUGCAAAAUGACUGCAAACUGAUGCAAAACGACCACAAACUGAUGUAAAAUAACUACAAAGAGAAUUAAAACAUCACAGAGACUCAAAACGACCACAAAGGUCCUUGAAUUAAAGUUUAUUAAGUGAAAGUCUAUUAAAUCACAUCCGAAUGUCCAGAUAAAAGACAUUUUAAAUGAGGGUACAUGGGGCCGCUGUCCAUUAUAAGUUGAAAAAAUAAGGAGAUGUCUCUGCUACACCUUCAGAUUGCCUUAUUUACUUUGGUCUUGAAGGUGGCGAGAGACGUGUUUCAUAUAUGAAAACUUUCAUUUUACUCCCCAUCAGUAACCUUAGUGAACGGCUUCCUGUAUUUAAAGAGAGAAUUUUCUCUAUUCAGGUUUUAAAGGAUAAGCCGGAUGUGUAUUUUUUUUUUUUACUGUUAACAAAUCUCAUCCAAAACUAAAAC
Micropterus salmoides (largemouth bass) is the source of this 3701-nucleotide messenger RNA. It is a transcript of the gene nipal4, whose product is annotated as NIPA like domain containing 4. Gene Ontology annotation, cellular component: membrane. NCBI's taxonomy places the organism in Eukaryota, Metazoa, Chordata, Actinopteri, Centrarchiformes, Centrarchidae. The transcript has 11 exons. Bases 106 to 1482 code for a protein of 458 amino acids. Gene Ontology annotation, molecular function: magnesium ion transmembrane transporter activity. The record is from RefSeq and is a predicted model, not a curated record. Gene Ontology annotation, biological process: magnesium ion transport.